Molecule: messenger RNA, 3736 nt
Organism: Cynocephalus volans (Philippine flying lemur)
Lineage: Eukaryota; Metazoa; Chordata; Mammalia; Dermoptera; Cynocephalidae
Gene: RFLNA
Product: refilin A
Exons: 3
Coding region: 145-795 (216 amino acids)
Biological process (GO): skeletal system morphogenesis; actin filament bundle organization; negative regulation of bone mineralization involved in bone maturation
Cellular component (GO): actin filament bundle
Molecular function (GO): filamin binding
Source: RefSeq, a predicted model, not a curated record
GCCAGGCCUGACCGCCGCCUCCCCGCUCUGCCCGCAGGUCGCCGGGCGCGCGGCCCUCGCCCCGCCGCCGCCUGCCCCGAGCCCCGGAGCGCGGUGGAGGAGCCCCCCGAGGAGCCGGGGGCCCGCGCCCGGCGCCCCCCAGACAUGGUGGGCCACCUGCAUCUGCAGGGCAUGGAGUACAGCCUCAAGGAGCAGAGCCGGGAGGGCUUGCUGGACAGCCCCGACUCCGGGCUGCCCCCCAGCCCCAGCCCCAGCCCGCCCUUCUACUCCCCGGCGCCUGGCAUCCCCGACGCCCGCGCGGGGGGCGCCGGCGCCUCCUCGGAGCCCCCCGGACCCAGCGAGACCAGAGCGCCUCUUUCUCUCCUUCAAUCCCCCCUGGCUCCUGAGAUGAGGCCCCGGAUGCUGCCAGUGUUCUUUGGGGAGAGCAUCAAGGUGAACCCAGAACCUACACAUGAAAUCCGCUGCAACUCUGAGGUCAAGUAUGCCUCAGAGAAGCACUUCCGGGACAAGGUCUUCUACGUGCCCGUGCCUACAGUCACAGCCUAUAGUGAGACGAUCGUGGCCGCGCCCAACUGUACGUGGCGCAGCUACCGCAGCCAGCUGACCCUGGAGCCGCGCCCGCGGGCCCUGCACUUCCGCAGCACAACCAUCAUCUUCCCCAAGCACACCAGGAACACCUUCCGGACCACCCUGCACUGCAGCCUGGGCCGGCCCAGCCGCUGGUUCACCUCCAGUGUGCAGCUGCAGCUGUGCCAGGACCCUGGCCCUGGCCUCCUGGGCCCAGCUGCACUCUAACGGGGCUGGGGCUGGCACCUGGGCUGUGGUCAGGCCAGGAGCCCCGGGGAGGACAGACUCGAUGGGCUUGGCCUAGAGCCUGGGCGGGUGGGAGGUGGGGAGGCCGCAGGGCCAGGGACCAGCGUGGAACAAGGAGGCUGCUCUUGGCUGCCCUCCCUGGCCCACAGGCUGGGCUGUCUGUGACCUUGUUCCAGUGCAGAAGACUCAGUAAAUGCAUCUAUUUUAUUAGCACUCAAACCGGCGAGGCAGGCUGGGCAUGCACCAUUCAGUGGUGGCCGCCUCAAAGGGGAGGGAGGGAAGAAUGAGCCUGUGGUGUGCCCUUAAAGCUGGAACAGCUCCAGUGCUGGAGGGACAGAGGAUCCCAGCCUUGCCUGGGGUGGGGGUACCUCAGCUCCUUGAGACCCCUGCCACUCCACGUGUCCAGGGCUGUGGCCGGCUCCAAGUCUGCGUGCGAGGGAAGAAGAAUCCUAUCCAGACAUACUCUGCUCCUGGAAAGGGGUGUCUCCAAAAUGGGCCUUUCAAAUGUGUGCAGCUGGCGGGGAGAGGCCCAGCAUCCAGAGUGCUGGAUGCAGCAAGUGCCGUGGCUGAGCCACCUCGGGUGCACACUGAGCCGGGAGGUUGGGCAAAGGCUGGAUUUGGAUGCCAGGCCUGAUGUUGGUUAUACUGGGGGUGGCAGGGGGGACCAUCUGGAAAGUACUUUGCACCAUAGCUGUCCAGUAUCCUGUGGCCUCCAGUGUGGAAGAUUCAGGACACAGCCCGUGGAGGUGGAGGCCUUUGGGCUCAGUGUCCAGAGCCUCACUGCAGGGUCCCCGGCUGAUACCUGUCCACACAACACCUUCAGGACUAGAACACUUGAACGUCAAAACCUUGGUGCCAGCUGCCAUGGGAGGCGUUGAAGCUCGGAAAUGUUGCUGUCACCUGCGUGAGGCCAAGUCUGGACUCAAACGGCCUCUGAGCUCAGGUGUGAGGCCAUGUCUGGACUCAAGGGGCUCUGAGCUCAGCUGUCUCCUUAAAGAGAGACCGUAGAGGCCAGGCUGCCCUCCCUCAGGACUCCGGUUCCUACAUGUGAUCAAUUCUACGACAACGUGUUAUUAUUCCUUAAUGCUGCAGGUUCACCUUGCAUAUGUGAUAUCAGGGGAGGAAGACAAGUGAGAUGGAGACAGGGCUCUGGGCUCCCUGGGACAAGCCAGGACGUGCUGGGUCUGGGGUGACCACAGCCUGAUGCUUCUAAUGGCUGCCUGAGCCGCUGCAUGAACACCCCCAAAGCCUCGCUGUGGCCAUGGAGAUGCCCCUUUGAGCCUUCCUCCCUCUCAGACCCAAGUGCACCCAGCCGUUGGGGGCUGCCCCUGCCACCCCCUUGGUAACCGCCAGGGAAAGGCUAUCUGGGCUUUUGCUCCCUCCAGGGAUAUGAAGACGGACUACCUGGAGCUCAUGUCCAGGAGACGCAGAAUGACUGAUCUAUUUUUGUAUAUCUACACAGAUAGUGCAUUUUCUCUCCAGAGAUGCUUUCUGAUCAACAAAGAAAUAACUUAAGAAUUGAUUAUCUUAAUAAACUGUGCAAGCCCAAAGGGACUUCCUUUUCUGUUUUAAGACCCUCAGGUCCCACUGCAGGGGGAAACUUGGUGUUCACAGGCCUAUGGUACUCUGUGGCCACCGCUUUUCUUCCUACCCAGAGCUGGCUUCCUAGGGGACAAGGAGGAACUUAACCCCCACCCUCACCCAAGAGCUAGCUAACAAAUGCAGAGGCUCAGGCCCCACCCAGGGACUUGGGCCUGGGGGGGUGGGUCCUUGGAGGGGCCUGGGAGUCUGCAUCCCGAUGCCAUGCAUGUGCAUCUUGCCCUCAGCACCAACAGACCCCCGCAGCCCACCUGGUCCCUGGAGAACAGUCCCAGGUCUGCAGAGCAGGCAGCCAGGAUGCACCUUGUGGCUGAUUUCUCCCCAUCUUGUCCUUGGAGGGGCCCGAGGGGGCCCGGGUUGUGAAUGCAUUAAAGGAGACACUGGGUGCCACAGGACAAUGUCCUUGAGUCAGAAAAUCAGACUGGAAUUAGCUCCGGGGCUCUGGAGUUGCUGGGGGCAGGGGACAAGGGGGUGCCUUUUGAUAUAGAAGCAUUUUGCUGGGGACAGACCCUCCAAGGGAGUGGUCACAGGAGUGCAAACCCUAGCCUGGCAGUGCACAAACUAACAACAGAGACAGCUGUGCUAGUGAGCUGAGGGCAUUCACUUUGCUGACUGACUAUGCUCAGGCACUGCAUUAAACAGUUCAUUUGAUUUCACUUACUUCAUCCCUACCCAUGGAGAUGGGUACUGCUCAAUCUCCAUUUUCUAGAGAAGUAAGGCACAGAGAGGUUAAGCAACUUGCCCAAAGUCACACAGCUAGUACAAGGCAGAGACUGGAUGUGAACCCAAGAUCUCUGGCAUUCCUGACCACUCAGCCAUCUGCCUUGACAGGGUGAGCCCUAACCAGGGAAAGGGGCAGUGAAAGCCAGGAGAGGCCAAGUCAAGAACAGUUUACAUUAACAUGAGGAUGAAUCUUGAGGCCUCUGCUGGCCUGUGUGGAUGAGCAGGACACAAACACAGCCUUAGCAGCCCCAGACCUCAGUCCUGCUUUAAUGAUGGGAUUCCACGCACGCACACCCUGGGGGUAUUCUUUGCACUCUCCUUAGGCCAUGCAGAGUCCACUCCACAAGCUUAACUUCUAUUCACAUCGUUGAUCUCGGACCACUUUGAAGGAAGAAUGGGUUGGACUUUCUGACAUGUAUAAUUGGGUGGCAAUGUAUCUAGUGACCCCGGAGAUGCCCCUGGGAACAGUGUGUGCUCUGGGGCCCCGGCUGGUUUGGCUGAGACUGUCAGAUCCGCACAGAGCCUGAGGCUCUCCCUGCCCAGUCCUGUUCCUCUCCCGUCUUUUAUGGGUGUCACCCCCAAUAAACCUUUUACCCUCCUA